Dicentrarchus labrax (European seabass) is the source of this 1612-nucleotide messenger RNA. RefSeq lists its product as uncharacterized. The record is from RefSeq and is a predicted model, not a curated record. Bases 728 to 1345 code for a protein of 205 amino acids. Lineage: Eukaryota; Metazoa; Chordata; Actinopteri; Moronidae. The transcript has 5 exons.
UUACCAUAGACAACUUGCCGGAGAAUGUUGAUGACUUCUACUCACUUGUAAAGACCAAACUUGGACUGCAAGGGGUUCUCGUGAUUCAGUAUCAAGACCCCGACUUUGAUAAUGACCUGUUCAAUUUAAGUUACAUGUCAGACCUUCCUAAAGAUAAAGCUACUUUGAAAGUGCACACCAAGGUAUAUGAAACAUACCACACAGACUCUACUCUAGACACAGCAAGCCUGUCUUCAUUUUCCCUUGAGGAGGGCCCCAGUGGUACCCAAACUCGUCAGUUGCCUCAACCAUUUAUCAUUCCUGCCUUUUUCUUUUGAUGUUGAGUUAAAACUGAGGCCAAGGAAAUGAAGCCUACCAUAGAGAUGGCACCCUACUUGAUGUAUCGAAGAACAUGAAGUCUGAUAUCUUAGACAAGUUAGCAGAAGCCAUAUAUCCUCACAAUCCCUAUCCAGCACGUGAAGAUUGUGAUCAUGUGGCUCAAGCUCUCAUCAACAAACAUCCUUGUCUGAAGGAACCAGGAUGUGCCAAUGGGUGGUAAUGCUGGAAGUUCAGUUUAAAGUUCAAAAUGGGCAACUUCCGCUAGAAGCUGCGAGUGGCUGGAUGCUCCGAGGUCAGAGUCAAUGCUCGUACCCCUGGACCAAGUCCAAAAAGACUAAAGAGGGCCAAAAAAUCAGAGGUGAACUUUCUGCCAGAUUUUCCAGAAGGGAAAGCCCACAGUGACCUUGAAAUGGAGAGAUCUGCCAUGGUCAUGGAGAUGAAGAAAAGAAAGGUUGAUUGGAAGAAAAUAGGUGAAAUGAUGUGUAACACAUUCCCCUUACGGAGAAAAGAAGUUGUUGAAGAUGAACCCCUUGUGGCACAAGUCAAGGAAAGGUGGCCAGCCUUGUUCAGGGAUCAGCAGAUUGAAGCAGAAUUUGUAUGCCUUACAUCUGUUGACCUGAAGAGCUCCUUCUUCACUGGGCUGGACCAGUAUCUGGCAAGGUUCCUUGAGCUGUACAAAGCCAAGAGUGGCAUAGUGGGGUUGACCAGGCUGAUGAGAUGUCUUGAUGAUGACAGCUGCACAGAGAGGAAGAGGACAGUUCUUCUGCUGGGCCUUCCUCACUUUCUUAAGGAGGAUUCCUCAUGUUUUUUUAAGACUGUCGAGGCCACAGAUGAUGAAAACACAUUCACUCGGGGGAUGAAAGUUGGUGUUGUGAUGGUGAAAGAUGGAGAAGACAUCAUUGACACGUCAGUGGUCCUUGAAGAAAGAGUGAUUCUGCCUGAUCUGAAGGACAUCCCGCAUGCCAUUGCCUUGCUGAUGGGUCUUCUUUUUGCACUCAACAUAGACUAUCCGAAGGAACUAAGGUGACCUGAUGAAGCUCAGGUGUUCCUGGACCCAUCAGAGGACAGAGACAGCUGAGCAUCAGGACAGUCUGGGUAUCCAAAGGAAGACUGAUGAAGAUGAACACUGACUGCAGAGCUCCAUUACCAGCUCACACUUCAGUAUACUAGAAACCAUAAACCUUGAUGGAGGACACGGUCUGCAGAGUUUACAUAAAAGUUAUAGCUUUGUUACUUACAACAUGUGUAACUGGAAUAUGAAUGAAACAUAAAUAAAGUGUUUUACUUUUAAGAA